CAAAAAUUUCACCAUCAAAUCAAAUCUCCUUCAUCAAAAAAGUUAGAGAGAGAAGAGUUUUAGCCCUUUUUGCCCUUUGAAAUUCUUCCUCUACCCUUCUCCUUUGCAGGGGCAUAUAUUGUUCAAUUUUAUAUUGGAUUUUGAAUAUGGAGAAUGAGGAUUUGAUAAUUGGGGACAAUCAAGAUUCAUUGUUGAGGCAGAAUCAAUAUUUAGAAUCAGGGGAUAUUCACAAUUCAGAUUUUGCUCACAUAAUCAAUGAUCAUCAUAAUUUUGAUGCUGAUCAUACUGAUGUUUCUAUUGAUUAUAUUCAAGAUUUGGGGUUAGGGCACACUCAUGAGACCAGUGAUGAACCAGCUGAUAGCAAGGCUAUUGUUGUUCAAAACCAUAGCAAUGGGGGAGAGGAUGAAAGUCAUUUAGCCAGUGAGAAUCAUGAUUCUGCUGUAGUAGAGUACCGCGAUUUUUGUCAGAACGACGAGUUGAGUAUGAUGCCUGUAUCUGAUGGGACUUAUCAGAUGCCGUUGGCUGUUAGAAGCUCUUCUGUUCCUUACUUUAAACCGGUAGAGCUGACUGUUGGGCAAGAGUUUCCUGAUGUUCAUAGCUGUCGAAGAGCGUUUCGUGAUGCGGCUAUUGCUUUUCGGUUUGAGAUGCAUACAAUUAAGUCUGACAAGACUCGUUUCACAGCGAAAUGUGCAACUGAAGGAUGUCCUUGGCGGAUUCAUGCUGCGAAGCUUCCGGGUUUGCCUACGUUCACAAUCAGGACUAUUCAUGAGGAACAUACUUGCGGUGGAAUUAGACAUCUUGGUCAUCAACAAGCAUCGGUUCAAUGGGUUGCGGAGUCCGUAGAAACUCACCUUCUCGAAAAUCCACAUUCCACUCCCAAGGAGAUACUUGAAGAGAUUUAUCGAGCUCAUGGGAUCACGUUAUCGUAUAAGCAAGCAUGGAGAGCGAAGGAGAGGGUUAUGGCUAGUGUUCGUGGAUCAUUUGAGGAAGAAUAUCGCCUACUUCCGCAGUACUGUGAUCAGAUUGUAAGGACGAAUCCCGGAAGCAUUGCAGUGGUCUAUGGAAAUCCUGUUGAUGAUUGUUUUGAGAGACUAUUUAUCUCAUUCCAGGCAUCAAUUUACGGGUUCUUGAACGCGUGCAGACAUCUUAUUGUACUUGAUCGAACUCUUUUAAAGAGCAAGUACCAUGGAACUUUGCUGUUUGCCACUGGAUUUGAUGGAGAUGGGGCUGUGUUUCCUCUAGCAUUUGGGCUGGUUGAUGAUGAAAAUGUGGAUAAUUGGAUGUGGUUUCAUUCCGAGCUGCAUAAUCUGCUUGAAGCCAACACUGAAAACAUGCCAAAACUUACAAUUCUGUCCGAUAGACAAAACGGUAUCAUUGAUGGAGUAGAAGCUAACUUCCCAACGGCUUUUCACGGUUUCUGCAUUAAUCAACUUAUCGACAGAUUCGUGCAGGAUUUCAACUCAGUACCUUCUAAUCUCGUAUGGGAAGCCGCUACCGCUCUCACUCCAACUGAAUUUGGACAGAAAAUGUUAGUAAUUGAAAACAUGUCGCAACAAGCAGUCUACUGGUUAAGAUGUAUUGACCCACGAUUAUGGGCUGUCGCAUAUUUUGAAGGAACGAUACUCGCUCAAUUUGCGCCUAAUUUAUCUGAAUCGCUAAACACUCUGAUACUUGAAACAUCUGGACUUCCGGUAAUCCAAAUGAUGGAGCAUAUUCGUAGAAAGCUGAUGACUUGGUUUAGUGAUCGUCGUGAAAUGAGCUUACAAUGGACAGGCAUGCUUGUUCCAUCGGCUGAAAGGCAAGUAUUCGAGGCUAUUAAGCUUGCGCGAAGUUGUCAAGUUGUGAAAGCAAAUGAUGCUGAGUUUGAAGUGAGUUGUAACAACUUCGCAUCACAUACAGUAGAUAUUCGAUGCCGUACAUGUUCUUGUCGGGGUUGGCAAUUACGAGGUCUACCUUGUGUUCAUGGUGUAGCUGCUCUUAUCUCUUGUGGGCAAAAUGUGUACAAGUAUACGGAGGAUGUUUUCACAGUGGCAAAUUAUCGCAAGGCGUAUUCACAAGCCAUACAUCCGAUUCCUGACAAAGCGUUUUGGAAUGAAGAAUAUAGCGAUGAUGUUGAGAUUGCGAUAAGGCCUCCGAAAUCACUUCAACCACUGCCCGGAAAACCAAGGAAAAAGCGAGUGCGAGCUGAAGAUGGCGGUGGUCGUGUUAAACGAGCUGUGCAUUGCAGCCGUUGUCAUCAGACUGGACAUUUUAGAACAACUUGUGCAGUUCCGAUAUAGGUAAUACCUUAGAAACAUGGCAUAUUCCUUUAUAGAGGUAUAACGUAGCUUUUUCUUUUUUGGUUUCUUAUAGUUGGUCUUUUGCUGUUUAUUAAGUAGCACGGACACUUCAUUCAUCAACGUUUUCCGUUUCAAAAACAUGUCAGAAACUUGGUGUUCCAAACACAACUUCACUUUAACAUAAAAAAACUUAAAAAUAACACUGUUUUCCCAUAUCCAUGUCCCAUUUCCAUGCUGCAUAGUCAUUUAUCUUUUAUUAUAGCAGAUUUUGUAUAUUGUUAACCAAAUUCUUUUGAAAAGGUGGCGACCCAAUACAAUUAGAGUAGUCCAAUUU
Messenger RNA from Mercurialis annua (annual mercury), 2613 nucleotides. RefSeq lists its product as uncharacterized. The transcript is spliced from 2 exons. The record is from RefSeq and is a predicted model, not a curated record. Bases 147 to 2279 code for a protein of 710 amino acids. Gene Ontology annotation, molecular function: zinc ion binding. Lineage: Eukaryota; Viridiplantae; Streptophyta; Magnoliopsida; Malpighiales; Euphorbiaceae.